GCCGCCUGCCCGCAGCUCCCCCGCGCCCGGCUGUGCCUCCUUCCUCUCCGGAGCGUGUCUAGGGAAGGAAAACGGCACCCAAGACGGCAGGAGAAAGAGAAAGAGAGAGGAGGAAGAGGAUGACGGAUAAAGGAUGAGGAUGGUGGAUCCCCUCCCAUCCCGUUCCUUUCUCCCCCCUCACACCUCCCGCGGCUCCGCGCGCGCGCGCAGGCGCGCGGCCCGCGGGUUGGCCGGCGCCCGUGACGUCAUCGGCGCGGCGGGCCAAUGGGCGGCGCGCCCGACGGGGCGGGGCGGGGCACGCGCGCGCGCGCCCGCGCGGAGGGGGGGGGGGCGGUGUCGGGAGCGGCGUCGGGGCCGCGCGGGCUGGAGCGGAGCGGGCGGGUCCUGUGCCAUGGCUGAUCCCUCGUCCACAUCCGACCUUGCAACCCUGGCUCUGUGUCACGUCGAUAGAUCUUACUUAGAACUGGGUCAUGGAACAUUUGGUCAGACAGUGCUGCCUAAUCCUAAAACAGGUGUUAAUCCCUGUGAAGUUUGGUGCAAUCAGCCUGUGGAGAGAUUAAGAGAACAUUGCAACGUGAUUAAAAUCCAAAUGCUUUGGCCUCUUCUCUUCACCCAGGAAAGCAUUUCUUUCCAAGAGGAAUUUGGUUUGCUCUUUCAGGGGUGGCGUCUGUGGAAGACAAUGUCUGAGUGUAAUUUUGUGGAAGACCUUGCUGAUUUAAUUAAAAAAGUUGUUAACAUCCCACACUUUAUCAGUGGCAUUUUGAGGAUUGGCAAUGGGAUAGAAAAUGGUUUCUUUGACAUCGAGGAGGCAGUGGAUUGGAUCAGGUGUGUGGGUGAUGCCAACGUUCUGCAGGGCCUGGAGGAACUCAGGGAUUUUCGCCGGCUUAAACUCGCCACUGUUUUUACUCAGUGGGAACGUUCCAUUGUUAAAGUUGCAUUGGAAGAUUGUGAUUUAGUUGAAGAAUUGAAAGCUCAGACCUGUGAGAGCUCCAGGAAGGAGAGUGAAUUUAUGAAACAGAGAGGAAAUGAAGUAUUUUCCCAUGGAGCCUUUGUUCCUGCUAUAAUCUCAUAUACUAGAGCCAUAGAGCUUUGCCGUACAAACCACCUUCUGUAUGGAAACAGAGCUCUUUGUUUCAUUCUCACAGGAGACUACGAGAGAGCUGUUGUUGAUGGGAAAAGAGCCACUGUUUUGAAGCCUGAUUGGCCAAAGGGUCACCACCACUACUGCAAGGCCCUGGCCCUGCUGGGGAGGCACGAGCAGGCUCUGGAGGCAAACGAGAGAGCUCAGGAGCUCUGCAGGGACGUCCCUGAUGGGCUCAAGGAACUGGUUCAACAGCAUCACAAGCUGAAAAGGACCUUAGAAGAAAUUAAUGGUACUAAACAACGCAAACAGAAGGCAAAGAAGUCUCUGCUUGAGAAAAAAGACUGCAGUUCUUCAAAACCUCACAGAGUAACCUCUCAGGAACAAAAAGAAUUAGAAAAGAUCAGAAAGAGAACUCAGGCUGAUCCUAAAGGUCCUCAAAAACACGAUCCCAAGAUGACUGACACCCAAAGACCAGAAAGCAAAGUUUCCACGCUGGAGUUGCCACAAAACCAAAGUCAUCAAAACAAACGAAAGCAAAAACCCAAACCUGGUGACUCUGAAAAAAUGAGGGAUCACCUUGAUUUGAAGAGAGAGUCUAAGGCCAUGGAAGAUAAAGGCCCCUGUGCUGUGCCACAGAUGGGUUUCAAUACAGAAGAUGUAAAAAACCCCAGGAACAAGGGAUUUACAGCCUCCCUGGAGGAGUGUCCCAGUGAUAAACCCACCCUUCUACCCACGUUGAGAGCUUUAGGUGCUGCAGAACGUGAGGUGUUCCAGGUGGAUUUUAAUGCCUUGCCAGAAGGUGUUACAUCCCUUGCUCGUGAUGGUUGCACAGCCCUGAUGGACCAGCAGUGUCACAGUGCAGAACAAGCCUUCUCACAGCUGCUCAGCAUUCUGUAUACUUCAGAAUUUAGGUGUCUGAAUAUUCAUAAAAUUAAUUAUGCCAUAAUCAUCUAUGGACAUGCCACUGCCCUCCUGGGAAUAGGACAACCUGAGGCAUUGGCAAAAGCUGAAGACCAGUUUAAGAAAAUAAUUGAAGAAUACCGAGAAGAAAGAUGCUUUUGUUUGGCACACUAUGGAAUUGGGAGGGUUUACCUCAGGCAAAACAGAUUUGCUCAUGCACUCGAUCAGUUCCUGAGAUCAAAGCUGAUGAUUGAUUUGAAGAUUGUCCCGGGGGUGUUGACGUGGCCGGCGACAACUCGGGUCAUCGAGGAGACACAGACAGAGAGUUUGCAGAUGGCUUUAAGGAAUUGUAUUGAGCAGUGCAAGUUCCCUCCAGAACCAGAUGCUGUCUGUCGGUAUCAGCAGUGCCACGGCCACUCCAAAAUCCAAAUAUUUUUUACAGACCCAGACUUUAAGGGUUUUAUACGUGUUAUUUGCUGUCAGCAGUGCAGGGUGGAGUUUCAUAUGAGCUGCUGGAAAAAGUUGAAAACAACGAGCUACAGUGAUAAAAAUGAUAAGGAUUUCCUUAAGGAAUUGUGUUUUACUCCCGACUGUAAAGGCCUUAUUUCAAAAAUCAUUAUUUUCAGUUCUUCUGGUGCAGUAAAAUGUGAAUUUGAACUAAAAAUCACAAAACCCAAGGGACCACCAAGGGCCUGUAUUAAACAGAAAUGUUCAAGUAUCAGGAAGUUAAAAACGAAGCAGGAAAAAAAACUGCGGAGAAAACGCGCGCGAGAAGAGGCUCGAAAUUCUGCUAAAAAGAAAGCAGAGGAGAACCAGGAGGGGAAGGAACAGUCCCAGCACAGUCAGAACAGUGGUUAUGGCCAAGAUUUCCAUGCUGGUGACCGGGUCCUGCAGCACAUCAGCCGGAAUUCCGAGCAGAUCCAGGCAGCAGUGGCUGAUGCUGCCAAGUUAUUAAAGGAAUUACUGUCCUGGUUUGUCAUCAGCCAGGAGGAUUACACCUCAUAUUCCCAAACCAGCAGCAAAUCCAAGGAAGUGAUGGAGCAGCUCAUCAGCCACUUAAUUCAGGAAAAAAACCGGGUCAAAACAAGGGGGUUCAUCCACGUGCUGAGUGAGCUGGAAGGGGUGGAUCCCAAAUUACUCAAGUGGCUGAAACAUCUUAAUAACUUGGGUCUGACAGCUACAAAAAACUUCCUCCAUCAAUAUGAACAAUUAUUGCAAGAGCUUGACUUCUCUAUUUUAGCCCCACUCUGGAACCAGAAGUAUGGCAGGAAAUUUGAUUAUGUGACAACUCCUGAAAAGCAAGAGAUUUGUGAUUAUUUCUUAAAACCCCCCUUAGAGAAAACCCGUUGUUUUAUAUGGCUUUUAGAGGACAACAGAGAACAUUUCCCCUUUCUUCAUCAAGCUUUAGAUGAAUUCUUUGAUAAAAUGGAUGACCCAACCAUUAUAUUAAAGAAGCAGGGAAAUGAAAAUAUAUCAACUAAUGAUAUCAAAGUUAAAAACAAAAACAGGAAGAAGAAUUUGAAAGACUCAAGGUCUAUUUUAGUAUUAUCCAGUGGAGUUAGUACAGCCCCACGAGAAGAAGAGAAGAUAUUUAUAGAAGAAAAUAAUUUAUACACAGAUUUUACAAAUGAACCAUUUGUAAUCCCAGAAUAUCUCCAGAAGCAGCUGGAGGAAUUUGAAGCUCUCUAUGAAGUUUCAAAUAGUAACAGUUAUAAUAAUCCAGAUCCAAUCUCUGAGAGUUUAUAUGAGUAUUUCACUCAAAUCUUGGAUGAGCAUGGCCCUCUGGAAAUUAAUAAUAAAUUACUAGUUGGGGAAUAUGAAAAUUUCCCUGAGGAAACUCGAAAGGUCGUGGAGGAUCAGGGUGGCCUGGAACCUUUCCUUCUGAAAUCCCUUCGUUUCAUUAUGGUGGAUAAUCUGAUUUGUUUAAAGAAGCACUCGGUCUUCUUUGAGGGAAAUACAAACAGAAAUGAAAAUUAUAUAGGUGGGAAUGUGCAAGGGAAUCAUUCCCAGAAAAACCUCCGGUUAAAUCCAGAUGCUGAGGAAUUCAAGCCCCAGUCCUACCCUGUUCAACCCCAUAUACCACCAUCACCUGAUUUAAGUUAUGAGACUCUACAAUAUUUGCCCUAUUCUUCCUUCCCUGCUUCCUGGAGAUCCAGGAAUUCCUUGCAAAGCCAGAGUAUUGAUUCCAUGGAAAACAAGUCGUCGUUCGCAGACGUUUUACUAAAAAACCUGGAUUCUACAAGUCCCAUAUUUUUGCCUCAGACUUCCUGGGGUUACCAGUAUGGAAGGAUAUUGCCUGUGCCUUCUCCAGUGCCUGUCCUGCCACAUGUUGCCAGGCAGCCUGGUUAUAUCUAUGCUGAUCCUGCAGCUCCUCAGGAUAAUCAGGAAUCAGCAAUUCCAGUCAGAAAAUAUGUCCGUGAUGAUUUCAUCCCAACUGAAAUCCAAACGUGUGAAGACCCCUGGGACCGGUUGGAGAACUCGGAUAAAGAGAAUUUGGCUGCUCCAGGUAGUUCAGAUGAAGCUGAAAAUGGUAAACAGGUUGUUAAGGUGGAAAAAGGAAACAAAAGCAAACCUGGAAUGAAGAGCAACCCCCAUGUAAGGAUGGUGGCUGUUCAGGUCAAUCAGGAAGUAGCUGAUAGGGAAACCAACACUUUGCCUUUCCAUCCAUUUGAAAACCAACAAGGAGAUAUUCUGCGUGUGGAAAAGGAGCAUCAGGUGCUGAAAGAACAACUGAAAGAGGCAGAGGAGAAAUUUGAGCAGCUGCAGAGUCGAAGUUCAGAGGAAAUCAGUGCUUUGGAAGAGCUCCUGAGGAAAAGCGUGGAAGAGACUGAGGUCUCCCAGAAUGAACUGGAUUGGUUUCACCAGGACUCGGAAGCACAGGGGAAGAAAUGGCAGCAGGAGAAAAAAGAGAACCGAGACAACUUAAAAGCCCUGAGGAGCACGGCCAAAAAACACACAGACACCAACGAGAGGUAUUUGAAGACCAUUGACGACAAGGAAAAGCAAUAUAAUGUAUAUUUAAAUACAUUUCUGGACACCAGUAAUAAAUUUGCUAAUGAGAAAGUAAAAUUGGAAGAGCUUAUAAAAAAGAGUCAAGAUGACUGCCAGGAGUGUGUGAAAAGAGCUGUUAAAGCAGAGAUCUCAGUAUUCCAGAACUGGAAGGAAAGUGAAGUUUGGAAGCUCAAUGGCACCGCUGCCAAAGCAGAAGCAAAUCUCAAGAUGCUGAAGACACUGAGCAGUAGCUCAGCUUCAGCAGCACCUUUGUUGAAGUCACAGAUUGAUUCCUGGGAAACUUUUAUUUCCAAUGUAAAGAAACAGCUGGAAAAAGUAGAGGCUGAGUAUGAGGAGAAAAUUGAGCUGGUGAAAAGUGGUGCCCAGAUUUCCCUCUCUAAGGUGGAAAUUAUGGAUAUUCCCUCUCCUCCCAGUGUCCUGACAAUCCCAGCCAGACCUUUGGUCAGUGAUCCAGCCAUUGUCACCUAUUCCUUGGCAUCUGCACAUCCCAGUUCACUUCCUGCAUUUUCCAGCCCUGAAGGUCAAGGUCCAACACAACCAUCCCUUCAAACCCAGGCUGGAGCUAAGGCAGCACAUGCCACUGCUGAGGCUUCUUCUGCAAGUGGUGGAUCCGUGAAAACACAUCCCCAACCUCCAGAGGGAUCAUAUUCCAAUAAACUCCCGGCACCUCACCCAGCAGGGAUUUCUGGAAGUGCCACUCAGCCAACCCAGAACCACCAGGAUGCCUCAGCUCUGCAACCAAGGCCUCCUCCUGCACUUCCAAACAACAAAAAGCUUCCAAAAGCACUGGAAAAUAUUAUUGCACGGCUCCAGAGUAUAUUCCCAAACUACAGCAGUUCAGAUUUCACUGGUUUUAUAAGAGAGGUGCAGAGAAGAAAUGGGAACACCCUGUCAGGUCUGAGCUCGGAUGAGGUUCUGAACCGAGUGACGGAGCUGAUCCUGGACCAGCAGAGCCAGGCACCAACUUCAGCAGGGAGAGUCUCUGCUCCAGCAGCCCCGACCGGAACACGGAGUCAGGAAGUGGCUGCAGAAGGAAAUGCCCCCAGUCCCUCCAGAGCAGGACCUGCACCUAAAAACACCUCAAAUAAAAACCCACGUCAGCCAAACCUCCAGCCCUGGGGGAAUGUUGGAGCAAUACCUAAAGCUAAAUGGAAAAAGCAGGACAAUGCAGCCUCCAGCGAGGAUCCCUGCACGAUCUGUCACGAUGAGCUGAGCAAAGACUCGUGUGAACUGGAGUGUGGGCAUCAUUUUCACAGAGAAUGCAUCAGAACGUGGCUCAAGGAACAUUCCAGCACCUGCCCCAUCUGCCGUGUCCACGCCCUCCUUCCCGAAGACUUCCCUGAGCUUCCUGCAUGGAACAAGUGCACCUAGUCCUGGCUUUAUUUCAACACUUUAUAGCAAUAAUCAUCAUCAUAAUCAUCAUAAUCACAUGCAAAGUGGCUGCAGAGUAACCCCAGAGCUGAGGGACAGCACCAGGCCCCUGGUUUUAUUGGCAGUGGUGACAGAGCUCAGGCUGAGUUGGGAUUUAACACUUGGCAUUAAAGCCCAGACUCCAAGAUCCAGCACUUUUCCUGGUUGCUGCCUGAAUGUGGGAAGCUGAUGUGGUUCAGGGCUGGCAGCACACAAAACUGGCCUUUGAUUGAUUUUUUUUUUAAAUUUAAUUGAAAAGUAGCAAAUCUAUUUUAUCUGAAAGGCCAGAGCAUAAUUCCUGUGAAGAGGGAGCUUUCCCUCAGGUUUAUUCCACACUGCAACCAAAUUCCAAUAUCAAACAAGCAGGAGACCCAAAUGCAGAACUGGAAGAGCCAAGAUAUUCCCUUCCUCUGGCAUCAACAAUUCCAGUUGAACUGCAGGAUUCCAGUCAGGCCCUUUGGAGUGCAGUUCAUCCCUGCAGCUCCUCCCUCUGCAUAAAUUCAAAUUAGUAAUUUAUUGAAGCAAGAAUUUUAAAGUGUUCAUGUGAAUGGAGCUGGAAUACAGUGGAUCCAUUCUUUCAUGGAUUCUUUAAUUCAAACCCUCAGAAUAGGGUUUGAAUUCCCCCCCACUGUUGAAGAGCUGAUCUGUUUAAAUGGGAAUGACAGGAUUUUUAUUUUGGCUGAAGCAACAUCUGUAUUUUGUGCAGGAACUGGUCACCAGUGAGGGGCAGAAUUUAAACAGCUCCAAGAAUGGUUUUCCCACUGCCUUCAGAGUCUGAACUUGCCAGAGCACCUUCAGCACUGUCACAUUUGCCUCCAAGAGCCAAAAAAUGAGGAGUAGAGACUGAAAAUCUCAAACUAAAAAUCAAAUGUGGCUGUUGUCUGAAUCCAGGCAGCAUUAACUGGAUUAUGAGCUCAUUAGCUAAUUCUAGGGAUCACUUGUUCCCCCCAGUGAUAAAUAUCCUCCAGCUGAAGUUUUAAACUACUCUGUGAUUAAUCAGUGUAUGAAUUGGCACUUGAAUAAGAAAUUAAAAUUACUGCUGCAGCUCA
Messenger RNA from Pseudopipra pipra, 7455 nucleotides. It is a transcript of the gene TTC3, whose product is annotated as tetratricopeptide repeat domain 3. Gene Ontology annotation, molecular function: protein binding. The coding region runs from base 134 to 6367 and encodes 2077 amino acids. Lineage: Eukaryota; Metazoa; Chordata; Aves; Passeriformes; Pipridae. The transcript is spliced from 47 exons. The record is from RefSeq and is a predicted model, not a curated record.